AUGUCUAAAGAGUCGCCCACCUUGACUCUUGUCAACUCAAACCCCUUCGAUGACAAGAAUGGCAUUCUGUACCAAACGAGCAUCGAACUCUCUUCUAUCAAUCCAGGAGAAAACCAGACUAAUCUUUCCACUCGUCGCUCUAAUAUCACAGCAUUUAUUGAGCCCAAGGACACUUUAAUACUCACCGUGGCUACUGUUUUGAUAUGCUUUACAGCAGUAGGCUCUCCACUUCAGUCGGUACUCUAUGGCAAAAUCUUCUCCAAAAUGAGUCAAUUUUUCCAAGGCAGCCUUACAGCUUCAGAAUUCAUAUCCAAAGUUAAGCUUAUAUGUGGGGAGAUCAUGAUAGUGGGAUUGGGUCAGAUGCUUUUCACAUGGACAGGUAUUUUUUUAUGGAUGAAGUUUGGUGAAAUCCAGCAAAUUCGUGCGAGAAGGACCAUUUUCACUUCGCUUCUCGCCAAAGAUAUCUCUUGGUAUGACACCGCCACAAGCUUGAUGGGGGAUGUUACCCAAGCAAAUCGUUGUGUCGAGGAAUUAAGAGCAGGAACUUCUGAAGUGAUGGGCCUUCUUAUUCAGACCAUCGCAUCUGUCAUUGCCUUGUUGGUCACAUCCUUGUACCAUUCCUGGUUAUUGACAAUUGUGAUUAUGGCAGGAACACCAGUAAUGGGACUUUUGGGGUGGUUUUUUGGCCUGCUUACCUACAAGUCGGCACUCAUUGAAAACGACUACAGUUCUCAAGCCUCCAGAAUAUUGGACUGGUCGUUCGUGUCCAGCUCGUUGGUAAGAAUAUUGGGGGCGAAAUACUAUGAAAUGGUCAAGUUCAACAAAGUAGUACAAUCGUCUGCUGAAGCAUACUACAAGCUAGCAAAUUCUAUAGCUUUGAACGAAUCGGUGCUAAAGAUUUUAAUUCUAUUGAUGUUUGUCCAAGGGUUUUGGUUUGGCAAUCAUAUGAUUCAGAAUGGAAAACUUGAUGUUGCUCAGGUCUUUACUUGCUUCAGCAGCUGCUUGCUCUUAGGAUCGCAAGUUACAAAAUUUAACCAUUUAUUGGCAAUUUUGAACAAAGCACAUGCAGCAAUGACUAGACUUAAAUCUUGGGAGAAUACAGAUGAUAAUCCAAAAUCUUAUUCUAAAUUGAUUUCCCCAACUGCACUUUCCAAGAGUAGUUAUAAUGGAGUUAUUUCGUUCAGAAAUGUAUCAUUUGCAUACAGCACUCGAGAAAAUUCAGUAUUACAAAAUAUAAAUUUAUCGUUUAAGCCUGGAGGGAUAAACUUCGUGGUUGGAAAAUCUGGUUCUGGAAAAUCCACUUUGUCUCAAUUACUUCUCAAAUUCUAUAGCCCAUCCGAAGGUGAGGUUCUUUUAGACGGUCACAAUGUGGAUGAUAUUGAUUCAAAAGAGCUAAAAAAUUGGAUCACGCUUAUUGAACAAUCACCUUCCAUAUUCACUGUAUCAAUAAAGAAUAAUAUCGGGUUAGCAGUGAUAAACAACUUUGAUUCGUUAAGUGACGUGCCAGAGCAUAAAAUUCAGGAAGCCUGUGAAUUUGCACAAAUGCAAGACAUGAUCGUGAGUAAAGGUGGCUUGGAUUCUGUGAUCAAGCAAGAUAGUUUGUCGGGAGGUCAGAAGCAAAGAAUUUCCUUGGCUAGAGCACGGAUUAAAGAUUCUCCAAUAUUGAUUUUGGAUGAGGCUUUCAGUGCAUUAGACAACAAGACCAGUGAAUCGAUCUUUGCAUCUCUUCGAGAGUGGAGAGUAGGAAAGACCACAAUAGUGAUCACCCAUGAUGUGAGUCAGAUUCAAAAUGACGAUUUCACAGUGGUUAUAGAAAAUGGAUGUGUGAAAACACAAGGUAACUAUGGGGAUAUAAACUCUAGAUACAGGCAAAUGAUGACAAGAAUUCAUUCACCCAAGCUGAAAAGUUUGGCAAUUCAAAAAGAAGUUCCCGCUUUCAAUUAUUUGACAAAUCCAGCUAUCUUGAAAGAUCUCGAUAAUAGUUUUGAUAAAGGUGAGGAACAGGGAAUGAGGUCUGUUCUUUCCAUUCUAUGGUUCUGUUCUUCUAAUAUGGAGCAUAAAUGGAUAUUACUUCUAGGCAUUGUUGCUUCAGUUGUGGAAGGAAUUGCAAAUCCAGUGUUCUCGUACUGCUUUUCUAAGCUUCUCAGUACAAUAGUAGAAUCAUCUCUAGGCAAAAGUAUUACUUCCACAAUUACGAAGUGGUCAGUGAUAGUAAUAGGAGUUGCAAUUUCUAUCGGUAUGACAAAUUAUUUCUCAACUUUCUUGUUGGCAUUCUGCAGUGAAAAAUGGAUAGUCAACCUCAGAAAGCAGGCCUUUUUGAAGAUCAAUGAACAAGACAUGACAUAUUUCUCUGAAGGGGCAUCCCCCGCAGAAUUGACAACUUUGAUCAUGAACGACACAAGAGAUUUAAGGGCACUUGUUGCCCAAUUUAUGUCUCUCUCUAUUAAUUUGGUCACCUUAGUAUUGGUUGGAAUUACCUGGUCCAUCGUUUGUGGCUGGAAACUAGCUCUUGUCGGUAUUUCAUUUGUACCUCUAGUGCUUUUGAUAACAUGUGUCUAUGGUAUGCUACUUCAACGCUCAGAGAAGAACUAUAAGGACCAAGUGGUUGUAGUAGAAGCACAUGUUCAUGAAGUGAUUUCAAGCAUUAGAACCAUUAUUGGUUUUAAUCUCCAAAACUACUUUUCAAAUUCGUUCUAUUGCAAAAUGAACACCUUACUGAGAGUCUCCGUAUUUAGGUCUUUCCAUACUGGUUUUGGCGAGGCACUUUCGGAACUUUGUAUGGCUAUUGCCAUCGGGAGCAUUCUUCUCUAUGGGAUGAUUUUGGUAGGUAAGAGAGAGUACACUGGUGACAAGUUAUUGCAAGUCAUUACGUUACUUACAUUCACACUUACCAGCUCCAGUGCCUUGCUUGGACAGUUGCCAGAGAUUACAAGAGGCCAAAGGGCUGGGACUUUUAUGAUUAAAUUAUUGGAUUUGAAGUCUUCUCCAACAGAAAAUGAAGGUACAAAAAAACCCGUAAAAGUUGGGGGAAAAGCUGGUAUACAGUUUAAAAACGUAAGCUUCAAGUAUCCAAGUACUGAUAAGAUCAUUCUCAAAGGAGUUAACUUUGACGUUUGCCUAAACACCAUUACAGGGAUUUUAGGCGAGUCUGGUGCUGGCAAGUCAACUGUUGGAUCCAUUUUAAUGAGACUUCAAAAUGUUGCAGCGAAUUCGAUUUAUAUCUACGGUGUUGAUAUCUCUUCCUGGGAUAUUGACUGGUUGAGGGAACGGGUCACAUUAGUGCCCCAACGCCCCCAGAUAUUUCCAGGUACUUUUUAUGAAAAUUUGACUUAUGGUUUGGGUGCAAAUUUUCUGCCUAGAGCCCUUGACGAAGUUUUGGAGUUAGUGAAUCUCACCUCGUUCGUUGUUUCCUUACCUGAAGGAUUAAGCACCUUGAUAGGAUCAGAUUUGAUGUCUGGAGGACAGCUUCAAAGACUUUGCAUUGCUCGUGCUCUUUUAAGACACCCAGAAAUCCUCAUCAUGGAUGAAUGUACUUCUAGUCUCGAUCCCGAGAACGUGGACAUGGUUGGUGAUUUUGACACAUGA
Molecule: messenger RNA, 3585 nt
Organism: Suhomyces tanzawaensis NRRL Y-17324
Lineage: Eukaryota; Fungi; Ascomycota; Pichiomycetes; Serinales; Debaryomycetaceae
Gene: HST6
Product: ATP-binding cassette alpha-factor transporter
Exons: 2
Coding region: 1-3585 (1194 amino acids)
Biological process (GO): transmembrane transport
Cellular component (GO): membrane
Molecular function (GO): ATP binding; ABC-type oligopeptide transporter activity; ATP hydrolysis activity
Source: RefSeq, a predicted model, not a curated record